This is a messenger RNA of Dichomitus squalens LYAD-421 SS1, 2023 nucleotides long. RefSeq lists its product as uncharacterized. The record is from RefSeq and is a predicted model, not a curated record. The transcript has 13 exons. Bases 1439 to 1798 code for a protein of 119 amino acids. NCBI's taxonomy places the organism in Eukaryota, Fungi, Basidiomycota, Agaricomycetes, Polyporales, Polyporaceae.
UUUGCAGGGCUGUUGGGCAAAGGGGCACUAUGGACGGAGGUUACGUAGCCACCAGCCUUUACAUGCUCUCUUACGGCCUUCUGCCGAUUUCAUGAACGCCAGAUAUCCAAAAUCCUGAAUGCAACUACCUAGCCAACCAUGCAAUUCCGAGGGCCCAUAAUUCCCUCCUGUAGGAUGGCAGCAAGCCCAGGUAUCCCGGGCAAGCGGCUGUUGUCUAUCCGUGACAUGUCGUAUGUAGACCAAUACGUCAUUCAGUAUGUGAGGAUGCAAGGCCUCUAGUCAAUUCUCACCACAGCCCCUCCCGUUGCACGAAGGCCACUUGAAGUCUCUGGGUGCGACGCGUUAUCGAUCGCUCGCUCUGCGGGCUAAAUCCUCGAGUGCCUCUCGGCCCUGACCCAGGGAAACAUAAUUUAUCACACAUACGACGCUUCUGAAGUGCUGGCAGAUGAUGGCGCUCUCGUCGUGACGCCACCGCAAUCUACGAGUUCAUGAUCAAAGGGGGAUAAGGGAAAUUUCGAAUCUCCAGCCGUUUGGCUGAAUGGCUUGUUACAGGAUCUGAAGAUAUUGUGGUGGGUGCCCCUGGGGUUGCGGGCGGUCUGGAGAGGAUGGAGAAGGGUCAUGUCAACGAUUGGGCCAAUAUGCACGUAUAAGCAAGGCCGGUCUAGCGAUGCUCUAAUUUGGAAUUGUGGGCGUUUGUAGAAGAUCUCGAUGCGGAACAUGUUCCACCACCACCUCGCCAGCGUUCACCAAUCAGCUUGUCCGAUGCAGACCGGAACAUUGGCUUGCUUUUUGGCCCCGAGUUGCAAAAGCCGCGCAACAUUGCAAUAAUGGCCGAGAACUCGUGUUUCAUGCUAACCCUCAAGAGGAGGGGUCAGUUUCUAGGAGGACUGCUAUGCUGCAUACAUUCGCAAGACUACUCAGGUUUUUUUUCACUCCCAGCUUAUCACGGCGUCUAGGCGGCGCCGCCCUAUUGAAUCAGUUAUGACAGUCGUAUAUCAGAAUGCGCCCGGCAUGCCCCAUGAUCUCAUGCAGACCAUGCAUGGUAGUGCCACUGGCAUCACAUGUGCACCGGAGGACAUCUAGGAUCUGCACGACAUCACCGCCGUGCUGUGCCUUGUGCGAGCCCGCCCGUGACAGCGCCCCCGCAAGUGUGCAUUGAGCUUGGCAUGGUCAGUGCUGUAAGGGCGCAAUACCAAGCAAAACCGAGCGAGCUGCGAGCUGCCUCACACGUCCGCCCGUUAGCGGCCCAAAGUACUCCUUUUCAUCGCCGUAAUUUCAACAGAUGUCUUGGCACUGGCACCUCGACGCCCUCUCCGCGCCCGCUGGGGCCCCUGCUCGGCUUCAUCCCGCAUUAUGCGCGUCUCAUCGAGAAAGAGGAGCAAGAAGGGUUUGAAGGGUGCUAUAUAAGAGCCAUCCCUUCGCUGCCGCCACCAGAAACAUGCAGCUCUCUAUCGCAUCCCUCGUUCUCGCCGCCAUCCUCCCCGUCGCUUUUGCGGCCAACUGCCAGAACAGCGGCGGCGUCGCCAACGGCGAAUGUGUCAAGUUCUACGGGAACUCCCAGUGCAAGGGCGACCCGAUCGGCAGCUACAAGCCGACGUGCGCAGGCAAUUGCUUCAAGUACGACAGCUAUAGUAGCGUGUUCGUCUCCGGCGACGGGACGUACGGCACCGACUGCGUCCUGUACUCGGACGACAACUGCAGUGUCGAGCAGACUGAUACCGGCAAUGUCGUCGUCGGAGGUGGGAAGUGCGCCGCUGCUCCCAACGCAAAGAGCAUGAAGUGCUACUACCGCUGCUGAGCAUCGGACGCUCAGUCAACUAGGGGUGGCGCCCGCUGACUGCUCUAUGAGCAGCCCGCGCUGCUGGGGAUGAACCGUUGUAUAUUCGGGCUGAUUGGUGCUCUUGACCAUAUCACCGCCUAGUUCUGUCCUCGUACCCUGUUGACUCACGUACAAUAAUCUACUGUAUCUCCAUUGUGACUUCUGCUUCCCUAGGAUGCACCCGUGCGCACUCCUGGUUGAUCU